UCUCCGCAACGAAAGUGACAUUUACGGUGCGGUCGGUGCGGUACAGGCGGUACCUUGCGCGUUUCCGUACCACCGUGACAAAAAUUGGUGGUCGACAAUGCGUUAGGGGAGGUAAAAACCAACGUGCUUCAGAUGCUACGUGAGUGUUGGAGACAUGGAUAACGAGGCCAAUGAAGCCGACGACGCCUUGAGACUGGAACGACGUGCCAUCAAGCGCAUCAUCGAUGCCAAGCUCAAGGCGAGGCCAGGCCGUACUUUGUGGUUCAAACGCGGUCCAAACAAUGAGCUGUUUGAGCAGGAGGGUGAUGGCUGGAGCAAGCUGGGCUAUGCAAGCAGCUUCAACAUGGAGCCAAACUCACUGCCUGAUAAUGUCGAGCGCAUCCAUGUUGGCUGCGUGUCACCCAAUGAGUUCAUUGAGAAGUAUGAGAAGCUCUACAAGCCUGUUGUCAUUCAGGGAGCCACCGACAACUGGAAGGCCCAGUACAAGUGGACCCUACCAAGGUUGGCAAGGAAGUACCGCAAUCAGAAGUUCAAGUGUGGUGAAGACAAUGAUGGUUACAGCGUCAAGCUCAAGAUGAAGUACUUUGUCUACUACAUGGAGAACAACAGAGAUGACAGCCCCUUGUACAUAUUUGACAGCAGCUUUGGCGAAGGUAUAAGAAAACGGAACAAGAUCCCGUAUGCCUGCAUGCAAAACACACACUCGCGGCGUGCCAAGCUGCUGGAGGACUAUCAAGUGCCUGUCUACUUCACCGAUGACCUGUUCCAGUACGCCGGUGAAGAAAAGCGGCCUCCAUAUCGCUGGUUUGUCAUGGGCUCCGCCCGUUCAGGCACUGGUAUUCACAUUGAUCCCCUAGGAACCAGCGCCUGGAAUGCCUUGGUGCAUGGCCACAAAAGGUGGUGCCUGUUCCCAACGCACACGCCAAAGGAGAUGCUGAAGCUGCGCCCUGAAGAUGGAGGCAAACAGGGUGAUGAAGCCAUCACGUGGUUCCGUCUGGUCUACCCAAGGACGCAGCAGCCAUCCUGGCCUACAGAAUGCAAGCCACUGGAGCUUGUGCAGAAGCCCGGUGAGGUGGUGUUUGUGCCAGGUGGCUGGUGGCAUGUGGUGCUCAACCUUGACCACACCAUCGCGGUGACGCAGAACUUCUGUAGCCGCACCAACUUCCCCAUAGUGUGGCACAAGACGGUGCGAGGGAGGCCAAAACUCUCGCGCAAGUGGUACGAGGCACUCAAGGAGCACAGGCCAGAGCUAGCUGCCGUUGCUGACAAGGUGGAUGUGUCUCGAGACUCUGGUGUCGCCUCGGACAGCUCGUCGGGAUCCAGUUCAUCAUCAUCAGAUUCUUCCUGCUGUUCGAGCUCCGACGAAGACUCUGGCAAAGGGAGCCUAAAUGGCUACAAACGCAAGAGCCAACAGUCCCAUUGCUUACUCUCGCCCAUCUCCUACACGCUCUCUUCUGCUCUGCGCUCUGUUCUGGCCCAGCCUACCACCGGUGGUUGUCCGCUGGCACUGGUCGUUCUUUGGGCUCAUCUGCAAGUGCCUUCAUAUCUAUUGGAAUCUUGUGUUUGUAAUUCCAUGGCAAACCUAUGACAAAAGGAAGCGCUCCUCAAGCAGAGAAGACCGCAGGGAUCACAAGCGGGGCUGCAGCAGGUGUUGAGAAAGUGUUUCCAUAGACUGGUUGCAAGUGUGUGCAUAAUGCGAAAAAGGAGAGAGAGUGAAUAGUCUAGUGUCACCGCCUGUGCCAGUGUGACGGUAGCCAGGCGGCAGUGGACAUUGACGCCUAGAGGCAUCUGUUCUUGAGACUGAAAGCACCACAACCUACAUCUCGCCUGUUACUUCGCUUUCCCUCCUUUCUUUUAAAAAAAGAAACUUGUCAGAAGAAUGUGGCACUGCUCGCUCACAUGCCAGUAGAACUCCAGUCACGAGCGCUGCUGUCCAAUUUUAUUUUUUUCUCCCGCUGAUCGGUGUUGCCACUUGGACAGAGCCUCGAUUCUGCAUUAUGAUUACAUUUUAAGUGAUGUAUCACUCUUCCAUUCAACUCUCAUUAUUUAUGGCACUUAGUGGCCAUUCACGUUCCUUCUGUGCUCAUGCUGCCAUUCGUAAGAGAUUUUUUGUACAUCAUGAUUCACACGUAAUAAAAGAGGUUAAGAUUAUUUAA
This is a messenger RNA of Dermacentor albipictus, 2156 nucleotides long. RefSeq names its product Bifunctional arginine demethylase and lysyl-hydroxylase PSR (gene JMJD6). Gene Ontology annotation, molecular function: histone H4R3 demethylase activity; P-TEFb complex binding. The record is from RefSeq and is a predicted model, not a curated record. Gene Ontology annotation, biological process: phagocytosis. Gene Ontology annotation, cellular component: nucleus; cytoplasm. Lineage: Eukaryota; Metazoa; Arthropoda; Arachnida; Ixodida; Ixodidae.